Molecule: messenger RNA, 1437 nt
Organism: Exophiala spinifera
Lineage: Eukaryota; Fungi; Ascomycota; Eurotiomycetes; Chaetothyriales; Herpotrichiellaceae
Exons: 1
Coding region: 1-1437 (478 amino acids)
Source: RefSeq, a predicted model, not a curated record
AUGUCACCGCUCUCGUUACAGACCGACUUAUACCAGACCUACCCGGAAAUGACCAUGUCGUAUGCCGAGAAAUACUUCGCCCAUGUUGAUACACCUGCGUUAUCAGUGCUGCCAAAGGGCCCAUUCCUGGAAUGGAUCAUGCUAGACCGCUCAAAGAGGCCUCGAGAUAACACGGUGCUGUAUACAGUCCUCGCCGUGGGAUCGGUGUUUGCCAACGGCUCCGCGGCAGCUGCGCAUCUGUCCGAAUUCUCCCAGAUCGGCUCAUCUGGAAUAGAUGCCCUCGGCGGAUCCCUGCUGCAUCUGAUGCUGACUACGUUACUCUUCGCCAACCUUCGCCAUCUGCAAGGGGAUUACGACGGAGCGGCGGAACUAUACAUCUCUGUGUACAAGAUGGGCCAAAGGGAACUGUCGAGCAGACCUGCGGACCAAGGCACGGCCACACCUCCGUGGGCUUUUGGACUGGACAGAGGGUCAAUGAUGGAGUGUGCAAAGCGGGCCACAUGGCUCGCAGACGUCAUGUUGUGCCUGGGCUCAUGUCGAUGCCCGUAUGCCCAGAGACAGUCGAUGUGGGAGAUCCAACACGCCCACCAAAACAGCGUCCACGACUCUCUUUCGUUGGACGGCAGCACAGUGUCGCGGCCGGAUCUCAUUCUGAUCGCCACGGCGUUGAGGGAAGUCGCCGUCAUGGCUGGCACACCGAGGGCUCUGUGGCAGCACGAGACCAACGUCAACUUCGAAACGAUCAGAAGCCGUCUUGACACCUGGGACGUCGCGUUCCAAGGCAAUCGUGCAAGAGGACAGGUCUCUGCACGUCGAAGUUCCGCAGACCAGCAAGUCGACAUACUGUACUUCUUCGCAAAGGCUCUCCUCCAUCGACGAGCCUGUCCUCCGUGGUCCGGGCCCGAAGCCCAGGCACACUAUGCCCACGAGGCGUUCGUCAAUGCCAGCAAGAUCCUCCGCGUCGCCCAGCAGUUGAGCAACUCGAGGACGGAGGAUGCUUCCGCCUUCACCAUGUUGUGUCCGUUCAUCGGCCUCGCCAUCUUUGAGGCGUUCGACAUCAUCACCGCCAGAGGCACAAUGUACCAUCUGCACGGGGAGGAGAGCCGCGUCAUGUCGAUGAUGUCGGCGGGCCUCGAAACCCUGGAGGCACUGUCCCAGUCUUGGCACGGUGGCCGCGAGCAGCUCGACUCGGCCAAGAAGAGGAUGGAGAUCAUGUUGCGGAUGACACUGCCCAACCAGAAUGGAAAUGGCGGCUUCUACUUUUCAAAGUCCAUGCAAGCGUCGGGAGAAUGGGAGCAGGAUGUCAUGUAUUCUUGUCCGUUACUGGACUACUUUGACGAAAUGGACUGGAGUAGUCUGAUUCAACUGGAUGGCAACUUUUGCUGUCUUGAUGGAGAGGAUCAGCAGAUGAAUCUGUCGUUGAGCUGGAGAAUAUGA